Molecule: messenger RNA, 1068 nt
Organism: Exophiala dermatitidis NIH/UT8656
Lineage: Eukaryota; Fungi; Ascomycota; Eurotiomycetes; Chaetothyriales; Herpotrichiellaceae
Exons: 1
Coding region: 1-1068 (355 amino acids)
Source: RefSeq, a predicted model, not a curated record
AUGAAGCCAUCAACAAGAAGUAUGCCGCUCGCGGCCUUGCUUGUGGGUGCAGUCGCUCAAACGACCGUCCAGGUCAACGACCCGCAGGACACUUCUGUUACCACCGUUUACUACUCUGUCUGCCCGACUGCUCUCACCACCACUACGACGUUGUCGAGCACCAUCACAUACUGUCCCGGGCCAAAUUGCCACGGUGGAGGUCCCGGUGCACAAAUCACGCCUCCACCUACAGGUCCAUAUGGGUCCGAGAUCCUCGCCUUCACUACUACUGGCCCCGAUGGAAAGGUCUCUGAGUAUCACGAAUUCCUCACCGUCUAUGACCAAAUCUGCUCGGAUGGCAAUGGCAUGGAACAAGCAACAUACACAAUCACCGAGGCUUGCCCGUGCCACAUGACAAAGAACCCCAUGACUGUCCCUGAAGGGUUUACCACAACUGUCGUGGCUUGCACUGCUUGUGGUGAAAACGGCGCAGCGACUACUGUCACUCUUACAACUCCAUGUGCUACCGGACCUUAUGCAACAGUUACUCCAGUGGUCGGAUCUAAUACCGGAUCGGGCUCUGGUACAGGCUCAGGCUCUGGGACGGGCAGUGGCUCUGGUGCAGGAUCCGGAUCCGGUUCUGGCACUGGCUCCGGCUCGGGUUCUGGUACAGGCUCUGGUACAGGAUCAGGGACUGGCUCAGGUUCCGGCGCUGGUUCUGGCUCUGGUACGGGCUCCGGUUCUGGUACAGGCACUGGCUCUGGCACUGGCUCGGGCUCAGGCUCAGGCUCAGGUACCGGCUCCGGAGCUGGGAAUCGCGAAGGAGAUACUGGCGCAGAUACAUCAUCCGGUGCGCAGGCAAGUGCCCAUGCUGGAAGCGGAUCAAGUGCCAAUGCAAGCGCUGGGGCAGGAAUGGGCGCCGCAGGAAAUAACAGCACCAUCUCGCCGCCAAUCACGCCCGUUGUUGGAAACUCGCCGUCGGGUACAGGAGCCAAGUCGUCAACCUUUACCGGCGGCGCCGAUCGAACUGCUUUCGCAUUAUCCGCGAUUGUGGUUGCUGUUGUCGGUUGUCUGAGUUGGAUGCUAUGA